Messenger RNA from Ornithodoros turicata, 5060 nucleotides. Its product is annotated as zinc finger protein 493-like. The coding region runs from base 1031 to 4786 and encodes 1251 amino acids. Gene Ontology annotation, molecular function: DNA-binding transcription repressor activity, RNA polymerase II-specific; RNA polymerase II cis-regulatory region sequence-specific DNA binding. Gene Ontology annotation, biological process: regulation of transcription by RNA polymerase II. NCBI's taxonomy places the organism in Eukaryota, Metazoa, Arthropoda, Arachnida, Ixodida, Argasidae. The record is from RefSeq and is a predicted model, not a curated record. Gene Ontology annotation, cellular component: nucleoplasm; nucleus. The transcript has 12 exons.
CCUUUUUUGUAGCAUUAUGCUAUCCAGUGCGCUCCCGGUUUUUAUCAAAUGUGUUCUCCAAGAUCUGUGCGCACGGUGUUUUUCGGUGACCACGAGCGCUCGUACAAUGAUAUCGUGGCGUGCAGCACACGUGUGUUAGGUACACAGCAGUGUACCCAAUGGUCAGUGCAUCCCGCGCUCAAUCAGCGUGGUACCCUUGUGCCAACAAGUGUGGCGGUGAUGUGUGUGGAAAUUGAAGACUGUGAUGUUAUCCCUGUGAACGCAUGAACAAAAGCGAAUAGGUGACCAUGAAUACAAGACGAGUCUGCCAGAACUGCGACUAUCCAGCUUAGGAAACAUUUUUUUUUAUUGCUCUUAGCCAUCUUUAGAAAGGGAGGACUACUGGUAUGGCUUUCUGGUGACUCUUAUUGAUUUUUUUUUUUUUGCCGUAGUUGCUCCGGUCUUCCAAGUCGGAGGCGCUGUUGUACCAUCUGACGUCAUUUGUUCGUAAACAGGGAGAUGUCUGUUAUCAGCUCUCUAAACUGAAUGUGCCCAAUUUAUGACUUCGUAUGAGUUACGUAAUACUCGGAUUAUCCUAAACACUUUUUUGUGCAGGUGCAACAAUAACCAUUUGACAACUGCAUUCAGUGUCCAGAUAUGAAUGUGUUCGGCUAUGGCUGCUGACCACGCCAUCUCGUGAACUAUGGGUCGACAGAGAAGUGCACCAGCAUUGUACAGGACAACAAAACACUUUUGUGAAGAACGCAGAACAGGACCUGAAGGAGCAAGACACAGGCCGCAUGCUCGAGUGAGAGAAACAGGGAUUCAUCUACGGAAAAUAGAAAAAGAAUUCCUCGCAAUAUUUCGUCGAGAACUUCUCACCGGCACCUCUUCUGUCUGAACGUAGCUGACCCUCUGACAAACGGACCCAAUUUUCCCUUUCCAAUUUACGUGGGAUGAGGACAGCACUGCGCAUUAAAGAAGAGGCAAGAGAUUCUUGUGACUUCGAAUCAUCACAUGCCAGGCCCUUUGGAAUCACAACUCCAAGAAAAUGCAGUUCUCUCUGGAGUUCCGCAAUCAGCCCGUGAGAGUGAAAUCGGAACCACGUGAUGUUGCAUGCCUGCCACAACAGGGCCAGGUACAUCAACAGCACUGCAGCGAACAUCCUUCAGGAGGUGAUGCUUACGGAGUGACAGCUGGGACGUGUGACAUUAAAGAAGAACCUCGAGAGGAAUCUUCAAAGGAACAUGCAAUCAUGGAAGUCAAAACAGAGCCUUAUAACGUUAUAAUCUUGACUGGACAGGACCAAAUUGGACGCAAGUGUGAUUCAACAUCAGAAGGAGUGAUAGCUGGGACGUGUCCUAUUAAAGAAGCACCUCGAGAGGAAUCUUCAAAUGAAGAUCCAAUCAUAGAAGUGAAAACAGAGGCUUACAAUGUUCCAGUCUUGGCAGAAGAGGAACAGAUGGGCUGUGACCCAACAUCAGAAGGAGUGACAUCUGGGACGUGUCCUAUUAAAGAAGAACCUCGAGAGGAAUCUUCAAAUGAAGAUCCAAUCAUUGAAGUGAAAACAGAGGCUUACAAUGUUCCAGUCUUGGCAGAAGAGGAACAGGUGGGCUGUGACCCAACAUCAGAAGGAGCAACAGUUGGUAUGUGUGACAUUAAAGAAGAACCUCGAGAGGAAUCUUCACAGGAAGAUCCAAACAUAGAAGUGAAAACAGAGGCUUACAAUGUUGUGCCUUUGGGAGGACAGGAACCAAUGAGACAUAGAUGCGACACAACAUCAGAAGCAGCAACACUUGGGAUGUGUCACAUUAAAGAGGAACAUCAAGAGAACUCUUCGAAUGAACAUCAAAUUGUACAAGUGAAGACAGAGCCUUACAAUGUUGCACUCUUGGCAGAGAAGGACCAGAUGGGACACAGCUGUCUGUCAGCAUCACAGGGAGCAAGGGGAAGCACUGGUUUGCUCCACAUUAAUGACCAGCCCAGAGGCACUUGUGAUCAAGCAUCUUCUGGUUGCACUUCUUCAGAGGCACAGUUCAAUAUCAGCACAAUAACCGUUGAAGCGCAGUUCGACAACACUUCACCAGUCACUAUGGACAGUCCCCCCGUGGAGCAACCUCCAGACCAGAGCAAGCCAUGUGCACUUGCGUGCACGUCGAAAGACAGCCCGAGACGCCACAUGCUUGCACAGUGUCACAAUGAGUCUGAAAAGUGUCCAGCUACUCCACCGGAGGAUCAGAUGGGAGAGGAGGGUUUUAGGUACGACAUCUGUCCCUCUGCAUUCUUGCCGUCUGGCAGUGACGCGAGUCACGUGCCAAAGCGUACUGACGAGGAGUCAUGCAAGUCCGACCCCUGUCCUGCACAGUUCCACCAGAGGAGGAGUCUGCGGUGUCACAGGCAAACGCACAUGAACCAGCAGUUGUACAAGAAUGAUACCUGCCCUGCGAAGUUCAGCCGUAUUGUGCACCGGCGGCUUCGCAAGCGAGCACACACUCGCGAAAAGCUAUACAAAUGUGAUGCCUGCCCAGCAGAGUUCAGCCGGACCUGGCACCUACAGCGUCACAAGCGGACACACAGGGGUGAGAAACCGAAUAAGUGCGAUCUCUGUCCCGCUGAGUUCAGCCAGAGCAAGAGCCUGUUGGAUCACAAACUGACGCACAUGGGCGAGAAAACACAGAAGUUCAAUGUUUGCCCUGCGAAGUUCGGUCGGAGAAGGAGCUUUCAGAAGCACCAGUGGACACACACGAGCAAGAAGCCAUACAAGUGCGAUGCCUGCCCAGCGAAGUUCAGCCAUAACGAACAUCUCCAGCGUCACAAGCGGACACACACCGGCGAGAAACCAUACAAGUGCGAUGCCUGCCCAGCAGCGUUCAGUGAGAGAGGGAACCUACAGCAGCACAAGCGGACCCACACUGGCGAGAAGCCAUACAAGUGCGAUGUCUGCCAAGCGAAGUUCAGCCAGAGCGGGCACCUACAGCGUCACAAGCGGACACACAAAGGCGAGAAACCAUACAAGUGCGAUGCCUGCCCAGCAGCGUUCAGUGAGAGAGGGAACCUACAGCAGCACAAGCGGACCCACACGGGCGAGAAGCCAUACAAGUGCGAUGUCUGCCAAGCGAAGUUCAGCCAGAGCGGGCACCUACAGCGUCACAAGCGGACACACAAAGGCGAGAAACCGUAUAAGUGCGAUCUCUGUCCUGCUGGGUUCAGCAAGAGCAAGAGCCUGUCAGAUCACAAACUGACGCACACGGGUGAGAAGCCACACAAGUGCGAUGCCUGCCCAGCGAAGUUCAGCCAUAACGAACACCUCCAGCGUCUCAAGCAGACACACACCGGCGAGAAACCAUACAAGUGUGAUGCCUGCCAAGCGGAGUUCAGUGAGAGAGUGAACCUACAGCACCACAAGCAGACACACACGGGCGAGAAGCCAUACAAGUGCGAUGUCUGCCCAGCGAAGUUCAGCCAGAGCGGGCACCUACAGCGUCACAAGCGGACACACAGGAGCGAGAAGCCGUACAAGUGCGAUCUCUGUCCUGCAGGGUUCAGCCAGAGCAUGAGCCUGUCGUAUCACAAACUGACGCACACAGGCAAGAAAACAUACAAGUGCAGUGUUUGUUCUGCAGAGUUCGGUCAUAGAGGGAACUUACAGCAGCACAAACUGACACACACGGGCGAGAAGCCAUACAAGUGCGAUGUCUGCCCAGCGAAGUUCAGCCAGAGCGGGCACCUACCGCGUCACAAGCGGACACACAGGAGCGAGAAGCCGUACAAGUGUGAUCUCUGUCCUGCUGGGUUUAGCCAGAGCAAGAGCCUGUCGGAUCACAAACUGACGCACACAGGCAAGAAAACAUCCAAGAGCAGUGUUUCUUCUGCGGUGUUCGGUCAGAGAGGGAACGUACAGCAGCACAAGCUGACACACACGGGCGAGAAGCCAUACAAGUGCGAUGCCUGCCCAGCGAAAUUCAGCCAUAACGAGCAUCUCCAGCGUCACAAGCGGACACACACCGGCGAGAAACCAUACAAGUGCGAUGCCUGCCCAGCGGCGUUCAGUGAGAGAGGGAACCUGCAGCAGCACAAGCGGACACACACGGGCGAGAAGCCAUACAAGUGUGAUGUCUGCCCAGCGAAAUUCAGCCAGAGCGGGCACCUCCAGCGUCACAAGCGGACACACAGGGGCGAGAAACGGUACAAGUGCGAUCUCUGUCCUGCUGAGUUCAACCAGAGCAAGAGCCUGUCGGAUCACAAACUGACGCACACGGGCGAGAAAACAUACAAGUGCAAUCUUUGCCCUGCGAAAUUCGGGCAGAGAGGGAACUUACAGCAGCACAGGCGGACACAUACGGGCGAGAAGACAUACCAGUGCGAUGCAUGCCCGGCGGAGUUCAGCCAGAACGGACAGCUCCAGCGUCACAAGCGAACACACACCGGCGAGAAACCAUACAGGUGUGGUGCUUGCCCAGCGGAGUUCAGUGAGAGAAGGAGCCUGCAGCAGCACAAGCGGACACACAUGGGUGUGAAGCCAUACAAGUUCGAUGCCCGCCGUGCUGACCUCUGCCUGAGGAGGAACCUACGGCAGCCCUCAGCAGGAACCUACGACAGCACAAGCGGGCAUACACGGGUGAGAAGCCAUAAAAGUACGAUGUCUCUCCUGCGGAGUUCAGUCAGAGCAGACACCUACAGAGUCACAAGACAGACAGACUCGAAGCCAUACAGGAGCAUUCCCUGUUCUGCAGACUUGAGGGAUCAGUCACGGGACCAGCAGGCACCAGCCAGCGAACCAAAUGGCUGCUGGCUGAGCACGAGCUAGUUCAGCCAGAGCAGGAACCUGUGGCUUCACAUGUCUCCACAAGACACUUGAGAUUUGAAACUGUGCAAGUACAGAUGCCAUGUACAUGCGAAAGAAUCCGUCCAAUUAAGUGUCACUUCUGUGCUGUUGUAUGUCCUUCAUGAACACAUGAUGAUGCGCAGGGAGAAAAGGCUAUGCAGAAGCUGUCUAUAUCCUAUCCCAUUUUAUUUCUGCUUUUUUUUCUGGUGGAAUGUUUCAAAACUUGCACGCAUGAACAAACUGAGGUUCAAAAAUA